Musa acuminata subsp. malaccensis (wild Malaysian banana) is the source of this 648-nucleotide messenger RNA. RefSeq lists its product as uncharacterized. The record is from RefSeq and is a predicted model, not a curated record. Gene Ontology annotation, cellular component: endomembrane system. NCBI's taxonomy places the organism in Eukaryota, Viridiplantae, Streptophyta, Magnoliopsida, Zingiberales, Musaceae.
UGUCCCGAGAGGUUGCGAGUAGAAGACCAGCUCCUAUCGCUCCCGCACCCCAAAUCCCAAUACCAUUGACUCCUUCUUGCGUUCUAGGGUUCCCGUUCUCCUCUGGUCUGCCCCUCUCUCAUCAUAAAAACCCUCAUCCUUGGUGGAAGUCGGAGGGGGCCAACCAUGGCGUACGUCGACCACGCCUUCUCCAUCUCCGACGAGGACGUCAUGAUGGGCGACUCCAGCCGCGCCAUCCAGAACCGCCCCCCCGUCAAGGAGAUCGCCUUCGCCGUUUCCCUCCUCGUCUUCGGCUCCCUGGCCAUCGCCAUCGGUUCCGUCAUGGCUGCCAACCGCGUCGGCGGCGAUCGCGCCCACGGGGUUUUCUUUGCGAUAUUGGGGUCGGUGUUGUUCCUGCCGGGGUUUUACUACACGAGGAUAGCUUAUUAUGCAUACAAGGGUUACAAAGGCUUCUACUUCGACAAUAUUCCCUCUGUCUAAGGGAAUAGACACUGUUCAUGUGUUAAUUUGCUCUCUAUGCCUCCGCCACUGUAUGAAUAAAUACUUUGAUGAGGCUUUAGUAGUGUUCUUUGUGUCUUCUUCUGGCACAGUUUGCAAUGCAGAGACUGUAGAGUUAUGGAGGUUCUAAUUAGCAUGCUAGAUUUUUAA